AUCAUAAUUUCACACAGUUAGGUGCAUAGAAUUAGUCAGUUAGAAGAACUAAAUUUAUACUAUUCCAGGAUGUGUCAUAUUUAUGUUCUGACAUUCAAGCAAAUUAUUUUUCAAUAUCAUGUCUGUUGUAGCAAAUUAUUUUUUUAUGACUAUGCAUGCAUUCUGCAUCAUAAUGGUUUGAAUCGCAGUAUGUUGACGUUUGUGUCCCCAAACUAAUAUAGAUUGGUGUAUGUUUGUACUACCUUUUCUUGCUGCUUCUUUUGCUAGAUGAGUCAACCUGCACGUGGUAAUUUCUAUGAUGAUGUCCAAGAUGAUCAUGAGUAUUUAGACUCAUCUGAGAGAGAUACUGAUGAUGAAAAUUAUGAGGGAGCUCCAAAUGACAAUGCACACAGUCAUAGUUCUGGUUUUGUCCAUUUGAGUUCACUUGAUGAUGAUGCACUUUUUAAUAUGCUAAAGAAAUCAGUGUGCACUUCAUUCAGGCACUUUAUUUCUGAAGCAUCUGGUUGUGUUGGUAGCAGCUCCAAAGUUUCUCAUGCUGCUCGAAAUACAAGCAAUGGUAAUAGUCGUGGUGUUGCUUUGAAGGCUGUCACAAAGCAAAAUAUAUCCUAUUUUUCAGAGGUUCUUGGCUCUCUGAACAAACACAAGCGCGAUGUCAUUGAGUCUUAUGGUUUUGGAUCUUUGCUUCUAUUUGAUAAGUGUGCAGUACCCCUCGCAUUUGCUCGUUGGGUGGCUGAUCAUGUCCGUGAAAGCAACUGGGACAUUGUAUUGAAGAAUAAGUCCAUCCCCAUAACCCCACAAACUGUCCAUGAUGUGCUUGGCAUCCCGCUUGGGGGGAAGACAAUCUCAAAAGCACGUGCAGAACAUGGAAAGCUUGCUUUCUUAAGGUCAAUGAACAUGUCCAGUCUGCCAUCCUUGAAGGUUUGCGGUCAAAAUAUUCUGAAAGAUGGUAUUUCCGAUGACGACCUUGUCCGCAAUUUUCUUGUAGUUGCACUAGUUGCCUUCCUAUGCCCGAACUCAAAUGUUCGCCCUAGCACCGAGUACCUCAAACCACUGGUUGAUGUUAAGAAAGCCAAAGAGUGGACCUUUGUGUUGUGUAUCUUGAUUUUCUCAAUACUGGCCAGCAACAAGUACCACCAACACUCCCUCGUAUUACCUUUCAAGUCAACUUGUUAUUACAAACAAACUGGGGGUAGAACGCCAUCUCCAACUUGUGUUAUUAAUGGUGCCACUUUCAAGAAGACACUCGUUGAAACUAUUCAUGGGAAUAUGUCUCCUGAGACGCUGAAUGAUGUCACUGAACUAUACACGAAGUAUGCAGCAGGGAACAUUGAUUCAGCUCCACAAACUGCUCAAAAUAUCAUUAUUGAUGUCAUCAAUUAUUUUCACCAGCGAGCUCAACGUGAUAAGAUAGCGAGCACCAGCAACGAUGACAUUCCAAACGAUCAGAAUGAUACUAGAUGCAAUAUCGAUGGCAAUCUACCUGCAGGAGAAGACCUACCCGCUGAUGGUCGCGCUCAUGUUGAUGUUGAAGGUAAUGGGGAGGCUUCAGCCGCACACGAUGAUUGUAGCGGCAAUACUAUCAUUAUCACUCCAAGCAGUGGUGACUGUAGCUCUGCCCCAGAGAGCAUCACAAAAACUGUGAAAGUUUCAGGGAGUUUCUAUUGCACACCAGAUCAGUUGGACUCGUCCCGAGGUGUUGGUUCUAAAUCAAAGAGGAGGAGAUUAUCCAUAUCUCCUGCAAGUGCGAACAAUGAAUGUGGCGGUUCUAGUGUUGCUGAACGGACACGGUCUCGUCGUACAUCAUUUUCGCCACAUGCAGCAACUCCAGAUCAACCUACAUUUGUCGAUAAUCCAGAGUCUAUCUUGAGGAAAAAGCGUUUGGCUUCACGUUCGCGCACACAACCAGACAAAAUUUUGGAGGGUAAUUCUCUUGCUGAUGCUGAUGAUGUUAUUUUCUGUGGGUACUUUCCUUCGCAACAACCAUCUUCAAAGCUGUUGUCUUCAUUACCGCCUGAUGGGUCUUCUGAUCAUAACGAACAGAGACUUGAGGCUUUAAAGCGGAUUGUAAACAAGGGUUUGAAGGAUCGAUUGGCCAAACAUGGGAAGCAGCCCCUACCCGACACCAAUAUUGAAGCACAGCCUGUUUGUGAUGAUGAAUUGCAUCAUAGGUUCAAUUUUUUCAGCAACAGUCCAGAUGAAGCCCUUCAAAAAGUUCUGCAACAACUUUCAGAUGCAGUUCCAAAUGCUCCUGUCGCUCCUGGGGAAUUACAUGAUAAGGAAGCUCAAGGUGAUCACACUGAUGCACCAGCAACACUAGAUUGUCCAGAGAUGAGCGCUAGCUUCAGUCAUAUGCUAGGUUCAGAUAUAUCCAGUCACAAAGCAAGGAACUUAUAUCCUCCUUCUGUUAGCUCGGGUUCUAGAUCUUCAAAAACUAUCAGUAUGAUGGACGCUCCUGCUCCAUCCUUCCGUCUGCUUGAAGAAUUUGAUGACAAUAAUAAUUUCAUUGACGAUCCACGCAAACAUAGAGCUGCUGGCUUACCUUGCGAUGGGAAUACAAUCUAUGAUGAUCCCACAUGUGUGCCAUAUCAUGAUGAGGAGCACAUUGUGCCAAACUCUGAAAUUCCAGCUCCCACCCACAGUACAAGCCAUUGUAAGCCCGCACACACCCCAAGUAUUGCCGAUGAGCCACCAGGUGACGGCAUCAAUGCUGAUCAUCAUCAGGAUAGCCCUGUUUUUGAUAGAACACCAGACACAAAUUAUGACUCGUCACGCGAAGCAAUUCCACUGGCAGCUGUUGACAUUCAAGGCCGUCUCAUAUUACUAAGCCCCCAAGAAUCACCUGCAACCCCUGAAGUUCAAAUUACUGGAUUCAAGGAUUUCAAUGCUUCCUGCAGCACAAUGGCCAAAGAAGUUGACGAUAUCUACAAUGCUUCUUGCAGCAAAGUUACCAAAAAGGUUGAUGAUAUAAACAAUGAUCCAGGAAUCUCAUGUUUCAAAAAAUGUGAAAUGAUUGGAUUCAAUCUUGGUAGUUCUUCAGCAGGAAAGCAGCCAAGGCGCCCCCGACGUAUAAUACAACCCAAUUCUUAUUACAGAAACUUUCAAACCAAUAAGUGCAAUACAAGAUUCAUUGUUUCACCUCAAGACUUACUAGCCUAUGAAUGCAUCCUUUUUUACGGGUCUCACCGAGAGUAUGCAAGCACUGAAGUAAUCAAUUAUGACAAUGUUCGUGUUAGUCAUCAGCAGCUAGCAACAUUGAGGUGUUCUGAAAAAGUAUCUGUUGAUAAGUUUGUCAUCAAUGCGUUUUGCCGGAAGAUGUUCAAGGAUAAGCACCCUAAAGAUUCUCGCCGUCAUUUCUUCUUCUCCACAGUUGGUGAUUAUCUUAUGAACCAUGAAUGGAACCAGACUUUCUUACAUGACACUUGUCGGAGAUGCUUCACACUUGCAAAUGGAUGUUUCAAGUUCAUAGCAUCAGAUUACCUUUUCUUCCCAAUUCUACAUGACGACCACUGGUUCUUGUUCAUUGUCGCUCAACAUGAUGGUUACUUUAUCUUCCUCGACUCAUUCUUCCGUGAAGAUGAACUGUACCAACAGAAUGUUAGAAGCACUAUUAUACCAAAUUUUUUGAGAGCCUGGGAUGAUUUCAUUGGUGUAGAUUGGAAUUUUCAUGAGUUUGUCAUCCACUACGCACCUGUCCCGAAGUAUGAUAUGAAGUUUUUUUCAAAGUAUGAUGAUGGAGUUUUUGUGAUGAAGUUUCUGGAGUUGUGGGACCCACACGUCGACAUGUUACAAAAAAUUUCAUCAAAUAAUAUCCCAGAUAUCAGGGUGCAAUACAUAAUACUGGAGCUAAAGCGAAGACCUGGAUUCCAACCAUCUAGUUCUUUGCAGUUCUAA
Messenger RNA from Panicum virgatum (switchgrass), 3891 nucleotides. RefSeq lists its product as uncharacterized. The record is from RefSeq and is a predicted model, not a curated record. Bases 268 to 3891 code for a protein of 1207 amino acids. The transcript is spliced from 17 exons. Gene Ontology annotation, molecular function: cysteine-type peptidase activity. Lineage: Eukaryota; Viridiplantae; Streptophyta; Magnoliopsida; Poales; Poaceae. Gene Ontology annotation, biological process: proteolysis.